Gryllus bimaculatus (two-spotted cricket) is the source of this 191-nucleotide messenger RNA. The record is from the annotation of a GenBank genome assembly. Lineage: Eukaryota; Metazoa; Arthropoda; Insecta; Orthoptera; Gryllidae.
UCAUUCGUUACAAGAUGUCAGCAUGUGUUUGUUAAAAUUUUGGGGACGAAAGUGCAUGAUAUGUACAAUAGAUGGCGACAGAAAAUAAAGCAGCCAUCUUUGUUAUAGCCUGCGUUUAUGAUUUGAGAAGUUUUGGGGAGGAAAUCCUUGAACCAAAAGUUUGGUAUUUUAUCUGAAGAUAUUUAUCGUAG